UUACUGGUUGAAAAUCAUUUCAUCUUUUUGUCGUUGUUUGGUGUGUUGAUCGCAAAAUUUAACUUCUUUUUUUUGCCCUGUGUGUUUUUUCUCUUCAUUAUCAGAUUCAAAAAAAAAGAAAGAAAAUUUUAUCUGAUUAAAUUUUGAUCUGAAAGAAAUGAUUGAAUUAACAGAAAUUGAUGAAAUGUCAUCGAUAAAUCAAACUGUUGAAUAUGAUGAUGAAAAAGUAUCUAUUGCAUGGAGAAAUCUUCGUUAUGAAGCAUAUCCGUUUGGUAUACGUCGUAUCGGUAAAGGAAAGACAAUUUUACGACGUCUAAAUGGUCAUCUUUUAUUCAAUACAUUGAAUGGUUUUCUUGGUCCGAGUGGUGCGGGAAAAACAACAUUAUUGAAUUGUUUAAAUGGUACAUUAAAAUCCGGUCUUAGUAACGAUAGUGAAUUAUAUUUGAAUCGAUAUUAUAGUAAUAUUGGUUAUAAACCAAUCAUACGAUUUAUUGAACAACAUGUACAUGAAACAAUUAUCGGUAUUAUGACCGUUGGUGAAAUAUUAUAUUAUGCAUUUCGUUUUAAAAAUUCUAUUUCAAUGCGACAAAAACAAUAUUCAAUAAAUGAACAUAUUGAUAAGAUUUUUUCCGAACUUAUAUUGGAUAAAGCGAUUUUGAAACGUCGUUUUGAUCAAUGUAGUGGUGGUGAACAAAAACGAAUCGCAAUUGCACAAGAAUUAAUGUCAUUAAAAAUGCCAUCGUUUUUGUUUCUGGAUGAACCAACAACCGGUUUAGAUAGCCAUGCUGCAUUACUUAUGGUUCGUUGUUUACGUAAUCUUAUCGAUAAUCUUAGUAAAGAAUAUCGAUUUACAAUUCUUGCAUCUAUUCAUGCACCAAAUUCAGAUAUAAUAAAUUUAUUCGAUAAAAUUUAUAUUCUUGCACGUAAUGGUUUUUGUAUCUAUUCUGGAUCACCAAAGCUACUACGUAACAAUAUGAUCGAUGAACAUUUAGAAUUUGAUGAUAAUAAUUUUCGAACACCGAUUGAAGAAUUUAUGCGUAUCGCUUGUAAAGAUAUCGAUGAUAAUAAUGUACGUAAAUUAGCUACAAAAUGUUUUACUACCGAAAAUGAAAUCCUACGACCUUUAAUCGAUCGUAUGCAAUUUCUCGAUAAUGGUCUUUCAAUCCGAUAUAAAUCAUUUAAUUUUCAAGAUUUUUUAUUUCAAUUGAUUCGAAUGUUUCAACUAAUUUUCAUCAAACAAAUUAAAAAUCGUAUCUUUACAAUAAUGGUAUUCAUCAUUCUAUUUUAUUUUCACGCAUCAUUGUUGGAUCCAAGAAUGGUUGAGCCGGAUACUUGUACACUUUUCGAUGACCCCAAUCAAAACUUGUUGAAUCUUACAUGUCAAGACAGAGUUCACUCUCGUUUCAUGGUCGAUAUGUAUUUCCAUUAUCAAGGUUUUGCAAUUGCAUUUUUUGGUUUUCUACUAAUUGGACUUAGUUCGAUUGUAUAUAGUGAAUUGAUGAAAAUAAUCGAUAAUGAACAUCGUAAUGGCUGGUGUAACAUAAAUGUGUUUUAUUGGUCAAUCACAUUGAUACGUCUAUUAGAAUUGAUCAUAUUGACUUUAUUGACAACAUCGUUGGUUUAUUUUUUAGUCAAUCAUAAUUAUGUUGAUAAUGGACAUUUUAAUUGGAAUCGUUUUGGUCAUUUUGCUUUAUUUUUCUUUCUGUUUGCAUUUAAUAUACAAUCCAUAGGACAUUUUAUUAGCUGUGUAAUAAGCCAACCAAUCGCUGCACCAAUAACAGCAAGUUCAGUGUUGUAUUUUAUAAUCAACGGUUAUGAUGGUUAUUUGUUUCCUGAUAAAUAUUUUUAUCUAUCAUUUAAUCGAUUGUUGACAAAAUUAUUUGCAAGUAAUGUCAUUACUCAUGGCCUAUUAUAUUCGUUCUAUUAUCUGGAUCGUUGUGAUCCAACCACACAGAUAUCAACCGUUUUUUUGGACUAUAAUAUCGAUCCGGAACGAAUAUUUAUCAAUAUCAUACCAUUCUUGAUUAUCACUAUUUUACUUCGAUUAUGGACAUCAAUUUGUUUCAUUGUAAAAUUUCGAUCCAUUACUUUAUUCGAUCAUUCAUUCAAACGUUCAGAUGAAUAUCAAAGCAAAUUGAUUGAUUUCGAAACAGAUACAAAUACAGAUACAGAUACAGAUACAAAACAGUCAUGCCCACUUGAUAUGAACAAUAACACUCAUCAACGAAUUAAAACGGAAAAAGAAAUUGAAUUUCAAAAAUUCUGUCAAGAUAAAAUUAUUAUUGGUUGGCGCUCAUUGAGUUUGUUUGCAAAGGAUUCGCUGUAUAAAAUGCAAUCAACAAAAAAUAUUCAACCAGAUUCAUCAGAAUUAAUUCUACGAAAUCUUAACGGACAAUUCCGUUUUGGUACAAUAAAUGCAUUGAUGGGUACAUCUGGUGCAGGAAAAACAUCAUUAUUACGUGUAUUGAAUGGUCAGAAUAAAACACGUUUAAGUUUGGAAAGUCAAUUUUAUCUCAGCAAAUACACACCAAUACGAACGUCUUUUAUAACGCAAGAAAUUUCUGGCCAUCUUAUGCCCGGUUUAACAGCUAAACAAAGUUUAAUCUUUGCAUCACGAUUGAAAAAUCUUAAUGACAGCAAUGUUGAUCAUGAAAAAAUAGCAACGACUUUAUUAAAUGAAUUGAACAUACUUUAUACGGCUGAUACAUUAGUGACAAAAUGUUCCGGUGGUGAACGUAAACGUCUUGCAUUAGCAUUAGAAUUAACAUCCAUACGAAUGCCAAAUUUUAUCUGUAUUGAUGAACCAACAAGUGGUUUGGAUUCUAAUUCAGCUGAAAUACUUAUAUCAUGUUUACGGAGUAUGAGUCAUCGUCAUAAAAUAACACUUGUAAUAGCCAUACAUCAACCGAAUACAGAUAUAUUGAAAAUGUUUGAUCAUGUUUAUUUACUAGCACGCGGAGGUGUUUGUAUCUAUUCUGGAACACCAGAUAAUAUUAAUGAAUUUGUUCGACAAGUUUCUCCUGUUGUUGAUGAUUACGAUGCUUUUCCCCUCGAAGAAUUGAUACGAUAUUCUUGUCGAAAUCAUCACGAUGAACAAAUUAAACGCUUGGUACAGGCAACCAAUGAAACAAUUCUUAAUGAUGACCAAGAAGGAAAAAAAUUAUUCAUUGAUUGUCAAUCGGUCUCUAAUGGAUUUCCGAUAAAUCGUACACGUUUUUCGUUGAAUUCUAUUAACAUUCUUUUUCAACGACAAUAUUAUUGUUAUGGUAAUUAUUUAUGGCCAUUAAUAUUGUUUUUCUAUGCAUCUAGUUUACUCCUUAGUUUAAAUUACCGUUUACUAUUGAAUCCAAAAAUUGCUGAGCGUAAGGGUUGUGUUAGUUUCGAUGAGGAUUUCCUUCAUACAUGUAAUUAUUCGAGAGGGAUGAAAAUGGAUUUGAUUCUUAGUUAUCGUUAUAGUUAUUUCAUUUAUAGUACAUCGAUGUUCUUACCAAUCGGUAUUAGUGCAUUGCUUUAUUAUCUGGAAUCAAAAAAUAUGAUCAAUGAAUAUCAAAAUGGUUGGUAUACUACGGGUGUGAUUUAUUUGGUCCGUUGGUCGACACAUGCGGUCAUCAUUUUGCCCAUUAUAAUCAUACAUCAUUAUAUUACAGAUAUCUUUGAUUCAGUACGACCAGGAAUAUUUUAUCCAUUAUUGUUUGUGUAUCUAUUGACGGCUAUUGCCGCACAAGGUCUUGGUUAUAUCUGUGGAAUUCUUUUUGGCUCGAAUUUGACCUAUCUAUGUAUAUCAUUGCCAAGUUUAUUUCUCAUAUCGAUAAUAGUUAUAUUGUCAGAGUAUGCAAAAUCGAUACCAUUUUUUUAUCCAUUUAUCAAGUUCAAUCCGAUUCGUUAUCUUAAUGAAGCAUCUCUUGUAUUACAAUAUGGUUUUGGUCGUUGUGGUCCACGUGAAAUAUCCUUGAUUCUAUACAAAUUGGACAUAAAUCACGAUGAUUACUUUUAUGAAUGUAUAUUACGUACUAUAAUCAAUUUGAUCAUCUAUCAUUCGAUCGCAUUCUCAAUUCUUUAUUAUCAACGUAACAACUUUAAUAAUCGAGAACGAAUGGAGAAAUUGCAACAAUCGCAUCAAAAUCAAAGACAAUCGUUGAAUAUAAUGAUACCUGGAUUGACAUGUGAUCAUCAAUUUACCAUUAAGCAAUUUAGAAAUUAAU
Dermatophagoides pteronyssinus (European house dust mite) is the source of this 4202-nucleotide messenger RNA. RefSeq lists its product as uncharacterized. The record is from RefSeq and is a predicted model, not a curated record. Lineage: Eukaryota; Metazoa; Arthropoda; Arachnida; Sarcoptiformes; Pyroglyphidae. Gene Ontology annotation, cellular component: membrane. Gene Ontology annotation, molecular function: ABC-type transporter activity; ATP hydrolysis activity; ATP binding. Gene Ontology annotation, biological process: transmembrane transport.